Brienomyrus brachyistius is the source of this 1751-nucleotide messenger RNA. RefSeq lists its product as uncharacterized. The record is from RefSeq and is a predicted model, not a curated record. Bases 54 to 827 code for a protein of 257 amino acids. The transcript has 2 exons. NCBI's taxonomy places the organism in Eukaryota, Metazoa, Chordata, Actinopteri, Osteoglossiformes, Mormyridae.
GUGGGAAACUACCGGUUUGAAAGACGCGGCUUCACUUGCUUUUCUGCACCAAGAUGGCAAGAAUCAGACGAAUGGAGAAAGCUGUUUGCUGGAGCGAUGACAGAUACUGGGCAACUUGGGACAAGUGGGGAGAGGUGAUUGACUGGGGAGAUGAGAAAGAGCUGUGCUCCCCAGCAGAAUCACCUUCUGACCAGGCUGACAGUUCCACUGAGUCACAUUCCCGAAGGCGAAUUGCCAAGGCAGUUAGCUGGACGGAUGAUGCUUAUUGGGCAGCCUGGGACAAGUGGGAAGAGAUCAUCUGCUGGGCUGAUGAAGAGGAGUGCUCCCAAGUAACUCCACCCACUAGCCAGCUUGGGAGGGAUAAGGGGAUAGAUGUACAUGGGUUAGAGGCUUUUGUGAUGAAUAACAGGACAAUCUCCAUAAAGCCUGUAGACAACCAUCGAGACAGUCUGGAGAUAGGAGCUGUGCUGGUAGACCUCUGCCAGUUUGAUCUCGAAUAUUUAGAUCAAAGUAAAUUUGGUUUUGAAAUUGUACAAGUACAAAUUGGAGAAGUCAAAGUGGAGGAGACUAGAGAAAAGGCUUUUGAAAAAGCAUUUGAAUUGGAAAUUGUGGAUGUGGCAGUAGAAGUUGUAAACAGUGAAUUCCAACUGAAUGCAAUAAAUUUGGAUAUUGUUGAGACUAAGGUGGACAAAUUCUUAUUGGAAGAAAUGAUCAUUGGCGAUUUAGAAGCAGGCAAUGUGAAGGUGUCAGUAUCAAAUGGCAAUGUGGUGAAGGUACCCUUAAGGUACCCUUCACCACAGAGGAACAGAAGGACCAGGCAACCUUAGACCAUACUCUCUGGUGGUUGACUCGUGGCAACUGGACUUGUCUCUGAAAGUUAGAAAUGUUUCGCUGCUCAUCCAAGCAGCUUCUUCAGCCUGAGGGAGGUAGUAAGUGUCCACAUAUUUAUCCUCCUGGGUAAGUAGUCUAAGGGGGCUCGUUGAGUGAAACAAAGUGGGGGGGGGAGUUGCGGGUAGAUGUAACCAUCACACCUUAGCAGUCCCUCCUACUCCAAUAGAGUGGGUCGUUAAGGGUGGUCCACCUGGUGGAGGUGUUAAUUGGGUCUGUUUUUUUCCUGGGAAUUAUUUUUGUUUUGGCAAAUGAUGAGAGGGCCGCAGGUUAAAUUGGAGACAGGUUGUGCCUAAUGCCUCUACCUCUGUUGAGUGAGGGAUUGUGCAUUUGCACAUGCAAAGCUGCUUGGACGAGCGGUGAAACGUUUCUACCUUUCAGAGAGGUACAAUGUCUUUGGAUGUCUUUUGUCUUAUGCAGUCUGGGAGUUGACUGAAUGCUGGGGCGGGGGUAGCUUUUCCUUUGUAGUGGGGUCCGGUGGGGCGCCUUGGGCUCUGUGGGGCCCGGUGGUGCUGCUGCCUUGGGCCCCGGUCUGGAUGGGCCUGGGCCCCCCUCCCUGGAUGGAUUUCGGGGAACGGGGAGUGCCUAUGGGGGUCAGCGGGGGGAGCUGGCUCCGGGGGGGGAGGUAUUUUGCCCCCCCCCAUUCCUUUCCUCCCCAUCCCUAAAUGCUUCCCUCCUCCCGCUCCAUCACACCACCACACAUGUAGGGCUUUGAGGUGUAGGUGCGUUGCUGGGAUGCAGGGUAGGUAUUCCUCCUCUGUCCCCUCGCGACCACCUGUACCUCAUUCAUACACUACAACGUAGACACUCUCAUUACUUACUCUCUCAUGACACAUACAUUUAGGGCGUUGGGGAUGGGCACA